AAGCACCUUACCGCCAGCAUGGGCAUCGAGGACGGUGUUUCCGAUGACAUCCGCGUGGUCACCGAGAAGUCUCUACCGGCCGACGCCUCCGCAUUCGGCUUGGGAGCCUUCGCCGGCACCAUGUUCAUCCUCUCGUCUUACCUCGCCGGGUGGGCGCCGGACGUGACGUGGGUGACGGUGGCGCUGUUCUACGGCGGGUUGGGGCAGUUCGUGGCGGGCAUGUGGCAGUACAAGCGCAACUGCGUCUUCUCCUCCACCUCCUUCUCCACCUACGGCUGCUUCUGGCUCUCGCUCGGCCUCUUCUACUGCUUCAAGCUCUGGGGAUGGAUGCCGCGCGACUACGACGUGUCGGGCGCGGAGGCGUGGUUCCUGGUGGCGUUCUUGCUCUUCAACACGUACAUGCUGGCGGCGGCGUUCACGCUGUCCGUGGUGAACGUGGUGGUCUUCGGCCUCUAUGAGCUCACGCUCGUGCUGCUCAUCAUCGGCGACUUCAAGGGCCAACCCGUCGACGGCGGCGCCUCCUGGAUCACCGCCGGCGGAUACGUCGGCGUCUUCACCUCCGUCGCUGCGUGGUACGCGUCGUUCGCGGUGCUGUUCAAUGGCAUGGUCAACCGCGAGAUCAUGUACCUCGGCAAGCCGCUCAUCAACAUCAAGAAGGAAGAGUAGAUUGUGCAUAACGGACGGAUGGACUGACCGUGGGUCCGUGUAUCAAAACUUGUGUGCAUCUGUGCAAGCAUAGAGACUAAAUAGACUAGGCUUCUGUGUUGUAGUGCGUCAGCUGAGUGCUGUAGUGCAUAUUUGAAUAAGAGAUGCUUUAGUUCGUUGGUACUGUUGUGACAGUUGGCAUUACUGCUAAUGCGUGA
Messenger RNA from Closterium sp. NIES-67, 863 nucleotides. NCBI's taxonomy places the organism in Eukaryota, Viridiplantae, Streptophyta, Zygnematophyceae, Desmidiales, Closteriaceae. The record is from the annotation of a GenBank genome assembly.